AUGAGUGGCUUCGGAGUCACUCGGUUGUUAAAAGAACGAAAGGCAUGGAGAAAAAAUCCUGCAUUUGGUUUUGUGGCUAAACCAGCCAAAACUAAAGAUGGCGCAUUGAACCUUAUGGUUUGGGAAUGCUAUAUACCGGGAAAAAUAGGUACUCCUUGGGAAAAUGGAUUGUAUUUCUUACGUAUGACUUUCGGGGACGGUUAUCCAUUGAAUCCACCACAAUGCAAAUUUGAGCCUGCAUUAUUCCACCCCAAUAUUCACAAUUCUGGUUUAGUCUGCUCAUCACUUUUGGACCAAGAUAAAGAUUGGCACCCAGAAAUUACUAUUAAACAGUUAUUGUUUGGGAUGCAACAACUUUUAAAUGAACCAAACAUCAGCGAUCCUGCUCAUUUUGAAGCCUCUAAUAUGUAUUGUAAAAAUCGUAAAGAAUAUUACAAACGUGUCCGAGCACAAGCCGCCAAAGCAAAUUCCAGAAAAUAG
This is a messenger RNA of Macrosiphum euphorbiae (potato aphid), 480 nucleotides long. The record is from the annotation of a GenBank genome assembly. NCBI's taxonomy places the organism in Eukaryota, Metazoa, Arthropoda, Insecta, Hemiptera, Aphididae.